UGGACAAUAUGGAAUGGACAAUCACAACUGUUGUCCAGGAGUUUCACCCCAUUGUCAUGAUCAGUGGUUUGAAGUUUGUAUCUGUCAAUUAUUGACACGCUGAUCAUAGCAAAAAGAAAAUACUUCUGCAUUUCCCACUGUGUAAACACAUUGCAAAUAGGCCUCGCUAUAACUCCUGAUGAAGUUGGGUAGCAUAUAUUCAGAGCUUAAAUAGCGAAAUUGAUUAGUCACAGGAAUCAGGACUAAUAAAGCCAAUGCAAUGGCCUGUUUUACAAAAGGUGGGUCUACCAGAUGGAUGGGCAUUCAUAAAAUUCCAUUGUGACAUCGUAGGCUACACUCCAGUAAGCACGAGCCGACAUCUUCUGGACAUCUGUUUUUGGUCUGGUCCAGACGUCGUUUUUUUGGUGUUUUACAAACGGUAGGCUUGCCACAUAGAUAGACAUUCAUAAAAUUCAAUGUCAGGCAACACUGUAGGCUACACCUCAGUAAGCACGGACCAACGCCUUUUGGAGGUCUAUUUUGGCGCAGUUCCGGACCGGCCUUGAUUUCCAGCCACGGACAUUGAUUUUUGGUCCAAACAUAGACGUCUAUAAAUUACUUAUGUUCAACUUUCAUUGAGAACCAAACAUUUGCCUGAUUUCAACACCCGGAAAACAGAUAUUUUCAGCAUCUUUAAAAUACGUAUUUUCAGUGUCUGUAAAAUAUGUAUUUUCAACAUCUGGAAAAUAAGUAUUUUCAACUUUGGUUCAGAACCGAAAAUUAACUUGAUUUCAACAUCCAGAAAAUGUGUUUUUUUUACAUCCGGAAAAUACCUUUUCACCUUCCAUUCAGAACCUAAAUUGAACUUAACUUCAACCUUUGGAAAAUACGUAUUUUAGACGUCUUUUCAACUGAAUUUUGCGGGGCGCAUUUUUGAGGGAGCCGCAUUUUUUGAUUUUGCCUAUGGCGGUAGAACGCCAAGGACCGGCCCUGCUUUCACUCCAAGGUUUUUUUCUACAACCACAAUGCAGUUCAUUAGUCUUAACACCAUAGAUUAAAAUCUAAAAGUAAUUUUUUCCCACAUGUGAUUUCUUACAAUGAUUUUGCUUUGUUUGUUGCAUAUGCUUAAGGUUCCCAUAUGGCUAAAGUUAUCCAAUAUUUGGAUGUGUUCUUAGGAAACCCUCCACUUGAGUUCUUAUGAUGUGGAAUGAUUGAUUGCCUAAAAUCUGUAGGUUAUGCUAUUCAAGUUGAAAUAGGGCUGCUCCGGCUCCUUGUCUGUAACCUACACAUUUCUUAGUGUAAAAAAACUACCCAGGGGGCAUUUCUAGAUGAGCCAAAGUUUUGCAUUUAGGCCUACAGUAGGUUGGACUUUGUUUGUUGCUUAAAUCAAUCAAUUAUACAAUCUUGGGGAAGCUGCUCUGAAAAUAUAGUUUACCAAGCUACCAAUUACUUCACACUGGAAGAAGUUAAGCUACACUAAAGCUAUCCUAAAGAAACAUAUAGUUUACUUCACUAAAGUUACUAUGAAAAAGUACAUCAUUCACUACAUCCAAACUACUUAGCAAAAAAUUGUCAUAUCUAAAUCUGAAAUGUCAUAGACUACAAAUUGCAAGAACAGAUCACUCUGGAGUCAGGUGUUAACAGAAUAUGUAAUUUAGCCUACACAAAAACAAUGUUUCAAGUGAUAAUUAGGCAAGUCUGAUGCCGGAAAAAAUGAAAUUCUUGCCUACACCCGUUUUUAUUUGUGCAAAAACGUAGUUUGGAGUUCGACUAGUUAGCUACAUGUCAAAAAAAGUAAAUAACGACUGAAAACACUACCAAUAUUUGAAUUUAGGUCAACUACCACCAAGCUUCUGCAAAAUGUAGUUUAGUUGAAAACGUGUAGUUGAUUACUUCCCAACACUGAGAAUAUAUAGGCUAAUAUUGAUUCAACAAACCAAUUUAUGUGGUUCGUGAUUGCAACGUGAACUCAUUGUCGCUAGAUGGAGAUACUAGGCAAGACUGUUGCCUUAUGCCUCUGCGCAAUUACGCACACUUGGGUAACCUAACAUCGUUCCAUAAUAUGGCCAUUAAAGAUCUCCUUUUUCACUACAACACAUCUUGUUGAAAUGUAUUCGUUGACAACAGAGAUUUACCUUUCUUGACAGGCAACAUAUUUGUGCACACAAGCCGAAACAUUWUUCAAAAGCUAGCCUGAGACAGAUUUGCUUGUUGUUUUACCCUUGUGGUAGGUUACCUCCAUGAGGAAAUAGACAAAUGGUGUUGGACUGGUAGUGGGGACAAUAUUUUCUGCCAUGUGAUAUAUGUCCGUUUCCUGARUAAUGUCGUCUCUUUACCAUAAAACACAAUUUAUUUCAGCUCUCCUCCCACUUCCCUGUCGCUCUCUGCCUCUAGUUACUCCACUAUUCAUAUAGCAUCACAUAUUUAUAUUUGUUGUGACGCGUAUUCUGCAAGACUGCGCACUGAUGCACAGUAGUUCAACUUUUAACAGCAGGCACAGAGGCGCUCUCUUAUUUUCUGGUGACGGACUAGUGGGAGAUGAGAAGCCUGUUCAUUCGGCAUUGUUUGCUACAGCUCUACGCAAAAGAUACAUGUGGAUAUUUUUUCCAGGUUCGAAUGAAGCUUAGCCUAUAGGCCUAUACAUUUGUGUCAAACAUUUAAGAAGAUCUGAAAACUUUUCGUUUUCCUUUGUUUUGCAGUCUUUUACGCACGCAGUUUCCUACGCAAGUAUCCUAGCGUAGACUAGUUGCAUUAAUACAGGCCAACUAUAUUCAUUCAGAUUUUCUUGGAGUAAAUCAACAAUAUAGGCUACACGGACAAGUAUGUGGGGAAUAACGAGGAGGCGAUAUGCUGAUUGCAAUGGCUCGGAGGCCAGUGAGGAGACCGGGAUUGUCCUGAACAUCGGUGGAGUAAAACAGGUGUUAUGUGGGGAUGUGCUGAACCGUUUUCCGGAGACCCGACUAGCGGAACUGUGGAACACCUCUAAGGGGUGUUUGGAGGACUUAUCCWCGCUUUGUGACGACUAUGACUCAGGGAAAGGUGAAUUUUAUUUUGACAGAGACCCGGACGCGUUUAAGUGUAUAAUUGAGCUGUAUUACUACGGGGAGAUACAUAUUAAACGGGGCAUCUGUCCAAUUUGUUUCGUAAAGGAGAUGGAGUUCUGGAAAAUCGACGUAUAUUUCCUGGACGAUUGCUGUAAAGGCGACCUACAGGAGGCGGAGGACGAGCUUGCAGAGAUUGCCGAGAAGGUUCAAACUAUUCUGGUCGACCGGGAAGGGGACCCCUCUGCCAGGGGCUGGCAAUGUUUCCAAAUGUGCUUGUGGAAGCUUUUGGAGAAGCCGGAGUCGUCGCUGUCCGCGCGCGUCAUCGCCAUAGUGUCUUUCCUCUUCAUCCUCAUCUCCUCGGUGGUGAUGUGCGUAGGCACCAUCCCUGACCUGCAGGUGGAGGACGCUGAGGGCAAUCACAUGGAGCACCCGAUCUUGGAGGCCAUCGAGACCGCGUGUAUCGGCUGGUUCACCGUUGAAUACGUCCUGCGCUUGAUAUCGUCCCCGAAUAAAGUGAAAUUCGUCCUGUCCUUCAUGAACAUCAUAGACUUCAUGGCCAUCAUGCCCUUUUACGUGGUGCUGACUUUGACGUCUCUGGGCACGGCUAUGAUGGAGCUGGCUAAUGUGCAGCAGGCGGUGCAGGCGCUGCGCAUCAUGCGCAUUGCGCGCAUCUUCAAGCUGGCGCGCCACUCCUCUGGGCUGCAGACUCUCACCUCGGCCCUGAAAAGCAGCUUCAGCGAGCUGGGGAUGCUGCUCAUGUACAUGGGCGUGGGCGUCUUCUUGUUCUCGGCAAUGGCCUACACCUUGGAGCAGAGCCACCCGGAGACCAUGUUCACCAGCAUCCCYCAGUCCUUUUGGUGGGCCGUCAUCACCAUGACCACCGUGGGAUAUGGAGACAUCUACCCCAAGACCACGCUGGGUCGGUGCAACGCGGCCGUCAGCUUCCUCUGCGGGGUGAUUGCCAUCGCGCUGCCCAUACACCCUAUCAUAAACAACUUCGUCAUAUUCUACAAUAAGCAGCAGGUGCUCGAGACCGCGGCCAAACACGAGAUCGAACUGAUGGCGCUGCGUUCCAGCGAGGCAGGUGCAGAGGAGAGCGGGCCCCACAUACAGCGCAGAUCCGUCGGUGUCGCGGCCGGAGUGUGGGACAAUGCCAUGCGCUCCUGUCACAGUGACACCUACAUUCCCCUGCUGAAAGACCCUAGAGCAGGAAUACAAACCCCAAGCUUGGACAGAAGCUUUGACAGUUCAUAGCUGAGUAAAAUCACCCCUCUUCACAGCGCACAGCUUUAAUGGACCUACAGUAUAUGCCCCAAAACAUCCAUUGCGAUAUCACAAAAGAUAAUAAAAUCACUAUAAAAAACUUGGUGAACCAUUGUAAAAUGUCUCAAAAUAUAAGUUCAUUAGUGUAAUAAUGUCACUUUUCCAAAAUACAUUAACACAUAAUUUGAAAAAACACAGAAAGAAAAGACAAUACAAGAAAUGGGUGAUGGAACAGUGUAAAUAAUAGAGUAGGAACUUUUACGAUGUGGUUAUUAUAAAUAUAGACUAGUGGUUGGUUCAUGUUUACGCUGGACUAUUGGUGUAGGCCAGGAGUCUCCAACCAGGAGUCUCCAACCUUUUCUAGCAUGAGAGCUACUUUAAAAAAACGAAACGUGGCUAGUUACAGAUUUUUUUCUAGCUUUCAAAUAGGCACAUUCUUCUCUUCUCCUCUCCCCUGCAUGUCUUCCUCGGGUCCUUGAAGAGAAAGUAUUGCACUGUUUUCACUCUCAGUAUACCUGGUAAAUWAUUUUUAAUAAACAACUCUAAGGGGAGCCCUAUAAAAUCUGUGAUUUCUUCCCCAAAGUAUGUUUUAUAUUUUCCUGAAUUAUGUAUUCUCAGUUAGUUUUUUUCUGCUUUUAGAUAUUAUUAUUUUUUGUUCACUCUCAAAAUUACAAUUGUUCAUGGAGAAACAGUGAAAUUGGAUGUUCUGAGUCCAUGUCAAUGCUUAAAUCACAUCAAAAUAUUUUCUUUUUUACGUCUGGAAGAAAACUAACACAUUUCGAUUUUUGAGUGUAUUUCCCCUUUAAUUGCGCAUCUGGCCCUUUAAUUGCUCAUCUGCAAGUGAGGAAUGUGCUGUCUAAUGUGCUGGUCUAGUGAUGGUUCUGUACCUCUACUGCUCAUUUCAUGGCAAAUUUAAUGUCAAUGUUGCUUUGAUUGCGUAGUAGCUGGGAGCUUACGGUGUCUGAUAAUUGUGAGAUUUAUUUAUGACAAUUUGCGGUGGAACACUUCAACAUUGCAUGUACUUUCAGAAUUGUUUGGUGAGCUGCUCAUAGGUGGGCUGCGCGCUAUUGGUAGCUCAAGGUCGACCUGUUGGAUACCCUUGGUGUAGGCCUAUAGCCGAGGCUACUUGACAGUCAUCUCAUGUGUGAUUGUAUAAGGUCUAAGUGCUGCAAGAACAGUACUCUGUCACUCCUCCUCUUUACAACCUUGGACUGACAGUCAUAUUGACCUAAUCACCGGUGUAUUGAUAAGCGGGUCGACGUGGUGCUGAACAGCGCCAUGUGCGACGCAGUCCACUGCAUAUGCAUAACAUUAUACAGUGCGUCUAAUUUUCCUCUGUAAAAAAAGUAUAUUAAAAGUGAUUUAACUAUGAAUGUCUAUUCUCUAUUGCAUUUUUUUCUGUAGGCACUAGAUGCUCCUAUAUCUACAGAUAUACAUGUAUAUAUCCCACUGGGCACAGACGUCAGUUCACCAUCUAGUUUUGAUUUAUAUUUGGUUGACAUUUCAUUGAACUCCUCACAUUGCAUUUUGGGGAUGAAAUGACUUGGAAACCAUGUUGAGUCAACACAUGUUUGCUCAGUGGGAAGUUAUAAUGUGUAGCCUAAUAAAAUGAGAUACAGUAUCAGCAGACUUGUCAGCUGUGACUCUGUAUUCAUCUAACUAAAGUCAUCAUACCUCAAAGAAAAGAGCAUGCAGGGUAUCCCACCAUUUCAUCUGCAUUGGUUUGCAAGCAGGCUUUGGUACAACUUUACCCAUUCAGUUGAAGUUUAUGUUUAGUUCAUUAAAUCUUCUCACGUUCAGUUUUCCUGUAAAUUCUUCAUUCAUUUCAGCCUGAGAUACUUACAGGCAAACACUGUCUUUAUACAGUAUGUGUCUAUUUAAAGUGGGGUGAGGUCGACCUUCCAAUGCCAGAUAGAGAACAUUCCUUGGCUCUAGGACAUUUCAGUAAUGGGUUUAAAUUUUGCAGCAGCCCCCGAAGCCUCCCCUGAGGGUGUAGGGUAUAUGUGGCAUCAGGGGUGCAACUUUCACUGGGGACGGAGGGGACAUGUCCCCCCCACAUUCUGAAAUUGCAUUUUUGUCCC
Messenger RNA from Salvelinus sp. IW2-2015, 6367 nucleotides. The record is from RefSeq and is a predicted model, not a curated record. Lineage: Eukaryota; Metazoa; Chordata; Actinopteri; Salmoniformes; Salmonidae.